AUGAAGAAACUUCGUAGCCCAAGAAAAGCUUUCGUUGAAUCUUUAAAACAUCACGGAGCUGGCGAAAUUUAUAAAAUCCUCGCCAUUGUUGUAUUUGCUUUCGUUCCCUUUCUUCCAUCAAUCAAUGGAGAUUUCGUAUUUGAUGAUGCUGAAUCAAUUGUUAACAAUCCCAUUGUUAAUGGACAGGAAUCAAUUAUCAAGAUAUUCUCUCGAGAUUUUUGGGGAACACCUAUUCAAUCACCACAUAGCCAUAAAAGCUAUCGUCCAUUGACAACUUUGACAUUCUGGAUAAAUCGAAUUGUGGAUUCUGGAGUUACUGGAUAUCACAUUGUCAACAUCGUCAUUCAUAUAGCCAAUUCUCUUUUGGUGUAUCACCUAACAGAGAAAAUUGGCGAGAUUUUCACGGAGUUUGGAGAAGUUGCUUUACCAGCAGCAACACUUUUUGCUGUGCAUCCAGUGCAUACAGAAGCGGUAGCCAAUAUAACCGGUAGAGCGGAACUUUUAAUGACGUUCUUUGUACUUAUCUCAGUAAUAUGGUUUAUACAAAGUAGCGAAGACGUACGAACAUUCGAUAUUUUUUUAAUAUCUUUGCUGUCCACGUUUUCAAAAGAGCAAGGAUGUAUGAUAAUGCCAAUCUGCACGUCACUGCAACUGUUGCAAUCGGGAUUCACAAAAAAAUUUCGUCUUCUGAAAUUGUGUUUUUGGUUCAUUACCAUUAGUUUCCUUCGAUUCGCUAUUAAUAAUUUCGAAACUGCAAAGUUUUCCAAACUCGACAAUCCUACCGCGUUCCUGGAUUCUGUAAUAUUGCGAGGCAUUAAUUAUUCAUAUAUAUGGCUUUACCAUUUGUACCUGCUGAUUUUGCCAACUCAAUUAUGUUUUGAUUAUUCAAUGGGAUGUAUACCAAUCAUAACGAAUGAAUGGGACUUACGCGCACUAUCACCUGCUCUUCUGUCAUUUAUUAUAAUUGGUAGUUUGCUUAUAAUAAGCCGACUUCAAAAUAAAAGGUCAAUUAUUUUUGCGACAUCAUUUGGAUUGCUUGCAUUUCUCCCGUGCACCAAUUUGUUCUUCACUGUUGGUUUCACGAUAGCCGAAAGAGUUCUGUAUCUUCCAUCUGUUGGAUUUUGCAUUCUUUGCGGAAUAAUUUACGGUAACGUCGUAAAAUAUUUCAAAUCCAUGGAAGUCAUCUUUGUCUCCAUUCUUCUUCUCGCAGGAUCCAAAACUUACAAGAGAAGCGAAGAUUGGAAAAACGAACUAUCACUGUAUGCUAGUGGACUCACAGUGUGCCCUUCGAAUGCAAAGAUUCAUUACAAUCUUGCUAAAGUUUUGGGGGAUAAUGGCAAACUGAGAGAAGCUGAACAUGAAUACUGGAAAGCGAUUAAACUGAAUCCGACCUAUGAACAAGCACUAAACAAUUUGGGGAAUAUCUUAGAGAAAAAUGGAGACAGUUCGACUGCUGAGCUACUACUAUCAAGAGCUGUUCGCCUUCGCCCAACAUUUGCUGCAGCGUGGAUGAAUCUUGGAAUAACCCAAAUGAAUUUGAACAAGUUUCAAGAAUCCGAAAAAUCGUUUUCCAUUUCUUUGAAACUUCGACCAGAAUCCUCGCAUUGUUUAUUCAAUCUAGGUGUUCUCUAUCAAAAAACUAAUCGAGAAAUACUUGCAAUGGAAACGUGGAAAAAUGCCACAAAUUUGGAUCCCACGCAUUCAAGAGCAUGGACAAAUCUUUUUGUUGUCCUAGAUCGAUUAUCAAUGUGUUCCGAAGUCGUACAUCUCAGCCCGCUGGCAUUAAAAUACGUUGCAAAUGAGAGUAGUGUUCAAAUGCAGAUUGGAGCCUGUUUCGCACAAGAAGAAAAUUAUCUUAUUGCCGAAAAACAUAUAUUAGAAGCCAUCAGAUUAAAACCAGAUGUCGCAUUGUAUCAUUCAAAUUUAGGAGUUCUCUACCAACGAAUGGGUAGAAUGUUUGACGCCAAAAAACAAUACAACUUGGCUUCGCAUAUUGAUGAGCAGAAGCAAAAAAGAACAUCAAACCUGCGGAGUGCAAAAAAUAUAUUUCCCAGAAACUAUACUGAUUAA
Caenorhabditis bovis is the source of this 2070-nucleotide messenger RNA. The record is from the annotation of a GenBank genome assembly. Lineage: Eukaryota; Metazoa; Nematoda; Chromadorea; Rhabditida; Rhabditidae.